Xyrichtys novacula (pearly razorfish) is the source of this 38771-nucleotide messenger RNA. The record is from the annotation of a GenBank genome assembly. NCBI's taxonomy places the organism in Eukaryota, Metazoa, Chordata, Actinopteri, Labriformes, Labridae.
AGGAGGGGUGCGGACUGAUACCGGACAGGACUAUUCGAAAGCAGAAACGGAGUGUUGAAUUUUUCCUCCUUGGCAGGGCGGUGGGAGGAGGUGGUUGACGGUGUUAAAGGAGGAUAAACUGUGAUUGAAGCUGCCGGGGGUGGGGGGGAACUCCGUCUGCUGCUUACACUGUAACCCCUGACAGCAUAAACAUGGAGCUGGAGAACAUCGUAGCCAACACGGUGCUGCUGAAAGCUCGGGAAGGUAAGGAUGGAGAUGGCGGUUUGACAGCUCCUCUCUGCCGGUACCAGCACCGGGGAUGCCCCGCUUAGAGGCUACUAUUUACUGUUACCGCACUUCCUCUUGGCCGGUGAUCAAAUCUUUUGAUGAUGCUCUUCAUUACGUACAGGACUGUACGCGCCAUUCUGUCGGUUUGACAGCGCGGUACACCAAACUCCUCCAAUAACUUUUGAAUUUUAAAGCUUCUUGAUCCACAUUUAUAUAUACCGAAGUAUUUUAGCGAAUCCAAAGAUUAUGGCAAAAUUACAAUGGAAUAUUUCGCUAUUCGGCAUUAAAAUGGUCACCAUAAAUAGCUCUGUUACACAAGAAUCUCUGUCUUCCUAGUUGACGUUGCUUACUACUAACUGUCACUAACAGUUUCAACGGCCAACAUGAUUCGCAGCAAGGCUCGAUUAAACAAGUUGGCAAUCUAGCCAGAUAUAGUUGAAUAUGUAUUGAAGUGAGGCAUCGGUGUUGGAUGCCGAAUUACAGAAGGGACUCGAUAGAUUUGUGAACAGGUGUCAAUACUACUGUGUGCAUUGUUCUAAGCCGUCGAACCUCGUUGUGAAAAAAAUAUCAGAUUUCUUAAUAAGGUUUGGUUGAGCUACGCGGAACGUAAAGCCUAAGGGGUCCGGAAGGGGUUGCAACUGUGAAAUGUGUCUGCAGCGACACAUCGGGUUUCCCUUGCUGAUGUUGCAGCAUCGUCCUGACAUUUGCGAAACAGGAUGUUGAUGCACAGCUGCUCUGUUGUAGCCUAAUGGGGUUUGAACACUGUGAACUGUAUUGUAAUUGUGCUGUUUUGUUUUAAGCCUGUCUGUGAACGAUCCAGGGAGUUUUGUUUUACGGGCUCUUCAGAUCUUGUUAAGUCACUCCAGGUUUAUAGGUCAGUUAAAUGUCAAAAGUACAAAUGCUGCAGAGCAAACGUAGCAGUUUUCAAACACUGGCAUAAUAUAUAGGCUAUGUGCAUGAUAGCACUUAAGAGUUAUUGCAGUAUUAAUCAUACAUAAACAGGUCUUAUUAUGGAUAAUGGCAGCAUCACCAGAUCCCCCUGUUAUUGUUUUUGCAACAGGGCAGAAGGUUGUCAACAUAAUCCUAACGCCAUGUGCAGAGGGACAAUGAGUAAGAUGAGUGUCAUGAUCCCUCACUGUUGAGAGCUUAUCUACUCAUUUCAGCUUAUGCUGUGCCUAUAGUCAGGACUCAAUCCUAUGUUUGCACCCAUCUGUCCCAGCUGAAGAGCCCCCGAGCAAGGCACACCAGUCAGAUCUUGACCUCUGACCUCUCUGGGGUACGGACAAGUUGUUCUUUUAUUAUUGCCUUUAUUACCUUUACCUCCAGACAUACUGACUAGAAGCUUUAUUUGAUUAAGCAAUAAAAGGCAAAUUUGUUUAUGCAAACUAAGCUUUAUUCAGAACUUUUAUACAAACAUGCUGCCAAUGGUGCUUUUACUACCAAAAGAUGCAAAGAUGAAGAAGUUGGAGGAAGUUACACAGCAUGGUGAUCAAGUGCAAAUAUCCAGCAGGAGUUUGCAAAAGAUGAGCAGGUUCUAAGGCUGCUUAACUAUAUAACCGAAAUAAUAACCACAAUUAUAUUGAUCAGUCAUAUUUUAAGAACAGCUUUGUUUAGCUGUUUGUUAUGUAUUUUAAAACAGUAUCCUACGUGCCACCUUUGGCCAGGGCUGGACUGAGACAAAAGAAUUGGCUGUGGAAUUUUUGACCCACACGAGCCCCAAAAUUUGGUCAAAUAUAGAAUCAAAGCUUUACUCUGUAAAAUAACUUCUACAUUGAUAGAUAUGCAGUUAAAAAUAAGGCUCUCUAAUGUUACGGAGAUGUAUCAAAAAUAAAUUAUCUUAACCUGCAUGUAUUUUAUCACAGUACAUUGCAGGACAAUUUAAGCAUAUAAUUUUGUGUUUAAUCCUGGCAGUCAUGAGCUUUUAAACGGUGUAAAUCUUUCUACAUGCUCACUCUGUCUCUCUGCUUUACUAACACACACCUGAUUUUCCUCCACUGGAGCUGGUUUUGCUGCACUUCACCGUUUGUUUUGGAACAUUAGUGCAGCAUGCAUUAAAAAUAUCGAUUAACUUUGUCAGUCACGUCAUCUUGAUCGUUGAAAGCUCAAAUUAGAAAUCACUGUUUAAGUUAAAUUAAUUUCAAAGAUACUGUUUGGGUAUUUAAUUGAAUACCAAUUGAAGAAUUUUAGUGUUUCAGUUUAUUUGCAAAAAACUGCACUUUUUGAGGGAUGGCGUGCUCAACUUUCCAUCAGUGAUGACAAUUUCAUCCCUGGAUGACUUGAAAAUAAAAUAUCUAUAGAGUAUGUUGUUGACAUUACUAUUGUUGGUAUUAUGAUAAGCUAAACCAGCCUGAGGAUAUUCAUGACUUAACUCUGGCACAUCCACACACUUAGUCCACAUGCAUGGAGAAGAUCUGGAGUCAUUACACAUUCAUUUAAUCUAAAUUUACAUGAGCUGCUCCUGGUGGCUCACUUGAUUACAAAUUGUGACAUCUGCAUCACAUGAUAUCUGUCAUCCACUACCAGCCAGAAAUGCCCCAUCCAACCCAUCAUCUGUAUGUAGACGGUUAAGCUCCUGGAGAGCCAAACAGGAGGCGCAUAUGCUGAUGGUUUAUCUUCCCAAUCAGACGCAAAACAAGAGCAAAGUGCAAAACUUCAUGGGCUUGUCUGUGCUUGAACAUUGUUAGUGAUACACUUUGGGAAUUAGAUCUCUGCUUGUGCUCAAAGACACCAUUUGAUGUGUAAUCGGUACCUCCUGUUGCCUUAAGCUUCACCGUUUUGUUUUAAUCUGUCUUAUAAAUUGUUUAACUUUGCUUGAUUUAACUCUAAUUUGUUUGUAGUUCACAUAAACACCCAGUAUUUUCAUAAGUACAAUCAGUAACAACAGUUCAUUUUAGUUCGACAUGGAAAUCAAACUGCAGAGGUCUAAAAUUUGCCUAAAGACAUCUGCAGAGGACCAUCAUGGUUUGAUAAAUCACUAUCAUUUUCAAAAUACCUUUCCUACAGCUGUCUUAGAUCCAAAAUGAAGGCCUACUCUGUCACUUUCUCUCCCUGCGAUUGUUAAUUCUUGGUGCAAACUGCUUCUUUUAAAGGAGACUUUAAAAGUUUACUGUUUCACAGUUUAACUCAGACAAUGAUGAGAAAAAAAGAGGUCUAUAAAAAAGAAAAGACGGCCCUGAAUAUGAAUAAUAACAUGUUAGAUAACGUGUCAAAGUCUUGAGGUGGAGUUUUCUAUUAAAACCAUUAAGAAACUUCCUGUUUGUUGGUUGAGAUUCAGACAGAGAGGAAAAAAAAUUGAGGUUUAUUUAAUUAAAUUUCAGUUCUGUGUAAAACCACUAUUGAACACUCCCAUUCAGAAAAAAAUGAUUCAGACCAAUAGAUUUGACUUUUGAAGGUCCGUAUUUCUUUAGUAAGAGCGCUCACUCAGCUCUUUUAAUGAGCGUCAUUUUCCGUUUACAGGGACGUGUUCAUUCAUGUUUUAAACACUGAUGGUUUCAGUUUGAUUCCCACUUUCAAGUCAGCAAAAGAAAAGAGAAGCUGGUCAACCUAGGUGGCUUUCAGUGCCUGUCUGUGUCCUGGUGGUUGUCUGUCAGGCUGGGGCUUGGGAGGCGUGGGUGUUGCUCCAGCCUGAAAGUUAAAUUCAUUUUUAUGGCAGAUUUGAGGCAGUCGGUUUAUUCAGUGAGUACAAAGAAAUACGGAACCAAAAAGACAUAAAGAGAGCAAUACACCACAUUUAAGAGAUGAUGAUAUGUAUCAUGUAUCAAAAUGUAAGGUGCCUUGAUGAGGGAACACUGUUCUUAGCUCAGCUGGAUGUGAAUGUAAUUAUAAACCUGCUACAUUAUUUUAACGCCUGAAUAUUUUGAUUUUACCUUCUUAAUUAUUGCGAAUGAAUUUCUCCAUUAAAGUGCCAAUUUGGGACUACAGGAGUGCCCAAACACAGGAAUUUAUGCAAGAGAGGUGGGGUUUCCACGGCAACUCCUUACUGGCGGCCUCCCUGCACAUACCUCUGUAACCCUGUCCAAUCUGCAGAGUCAAAGUUUUAGCUCUUUUGUGAACACCUCAUCUCUUAAUAAUAUUGAUGCGAGUGAUGAUGAUAAUACUGAGGAUGUGUCUGAUGUUAAUUAGGACUUUAUUGAUAUUAAAUGGACUGAACUGAUGCACUAUGUUAUAGUGCUCUCUUUAGUCUUCUGAUGAUGUGACAUCUGCUUUUACAUCAUAUCUCACAUUUGCCUGUUCACACAAUGACAGCAGAGGCUGCUGUAUGAAGAGCCUGUCAGUAUUAACUAAUCUUAUUAACACACUGUAAGGUGCAGCUUGCAGGGGUACGUUGGGGUUAAGUUUCUUGCCCUAUAGGACAUUUUGGUAUGUGGACAGCCGGACCUGCAAAACUUGAGUCCCUUAACGACUUGCAUUAAGUUGGGGUCAUCCAGGAGCCACUUCUGUGUGCUAAUUACUACAGAUAACCAGAUAAACAGCAUUGGACUACCAGCUGACGUUACUUGUGACCAGUAAACACAGGACACUGUUUGUGAACAUAAUAGUAGUUUGUUGUUGUUGGUUUGUUCCAGAAAUGCUUAAGAGGAAUUAGCCUGUGAGGUUUGUCCUUUUUGGAAGCACUGAGGAGGGGCCGUGUAUAAUACCUGGAAGAUAUGCAGAGACCAGCAAACUUGGACUUGGACUUGCCAAGUAAUUCCAAAGUGUUGAAAAUAUCAUCAAUUAACUUUAAAAUCCAAAGGUGACCAGCCUGUUCAAGUAUCGCUGUGAUACUAAAUUUUAUAUCAGCAUCCGAGUCAAAUUUGGACUUUGUGAAAACACUACGCUUGGGUCAGUGACUUAUAUGGCUUUGUAUGCAAAAGAAAGAGCAGCAGUAAAGCUUGUAAAUGUAAAUGAAAUGCUCUGAUGUUUGGUCCAAAGGGACAGUACUUUUAACCCUUACAGGACCAACCCUUUACUCAUACAGUCAUUAUUAGAUUUUCUACACUGAGCAACUUGGAAUUAUCUGAUUAUAAAACUACUGAUUACUACUCUAGAUUAAAAGCCUUAUUUUACAUGUUUAUACCCUUCAAAGUGUGAGUGUAUCAGAAGCCUCUUGUUCUUUUGGGUUAUUUUUAGCCUGUUUUUGUUCAAGGGUGAAAAAGACAGCCAGGUGUGUUUUUACUCACAUUUGGAGGAGGUGGACCUAUCAGGGGCCACAGAAAUAGAGCCGUUGAGACGUCAUGAACAGACACUUGAAUGGAGACAAGCGCCAUCUGGUUUUUUAGCUGCCGGUGAGAAACUGUUAAAUGUGAAGGAGGAGGUGUUUUAUUUAAUGUGCACGAUGGCAGUAGGUCCAAAACAUCCCUGAAUACAAAAUAUGUAUCCCUGAAUACUAUGCUUUAUUUGCUUUAAAAGCAGCUGUACUUAAUCAAAUUGGGUAUUGUGUCAGCGUAUAAUCACGCCGAGCAAUCACAUCGGCGUGAUUGCUCGACGUCACUUUGGAGAUACCCACACCACUGCCACACAUCCAACGUGGAAUAACUUUUCUUCUCAACAAUGGUAUCUUCGGAGGAUGACGCAAAGUCAUGACGUGUAGCUCCAUGUCUGGUCACUCUGUUUACUUCCUGUUUACUUCUCCGGCAACUUGCAGAAGCGAGCAGGGAAAGCUCGACUCUGAUUGGCUGUUGUCACGCACAUUUCCGCCAUGUUUGAUCGAGUAGAUAUGCUCACAACUGAUCAACGCGAUUGAAGUGAAAUUUAUCACGAUCAUAUAAUUGCCCAGUCCUAAUUGUGUUUCAGGUUUUCGAAUUUUGUUCUCAAGGUUUUUCUUUCUUUUUCUUUCUUUUUGUGCCGAGUUUGAUGUUUUCCUCCUUAAACUGAUAAAAGACAAACCGUACAGCUUUCAGUCUGAUUAUAUUCUGUUCUUUUCUGCAGAACCAGAGCUUUACUGUCCCUCUCUCUUUCUGAAUCUCCUCUCAGCCAUUAGAGAUCUUGUUUUCUCCCUUAUCAGUCAGCUUCUUGGUAAUUUCUGCAGCUGAUAUUAUCAUCUGUUUCCUGGACACAAACAAAACAUCUUGUUUGCAUUGUAUCUGAGACAUUAAUUCAUUGUUAUUCUGAGGUCUGAGCAGCAGUUGCUCGGUUUAUUUGAAUACCAAAUCCUGAAGCCUAAUAUUGACCUUCUCCUCCACAGAGACAGUGCUGUGUUAUCAACAACAACUCUGUUAUCAGUUCAUACAUCAGCUGCUUCUACGCUGAGAGGACGACUGUGCGUUUGAUCCCGAAGCAAAAUUAAACUCUGACAAGUUCUGCAUUUAUGAAAAUGUUUAUGUUCUCAUUUGAGUUGGUUUUGGCGAUCAUUUCACUCUCCCCCUGCUCUUCCAGGAAAAGCAUGUGCACUUAAGACUUUGUGUGCCCUGAGUUUUGUCUUUAAGGCACAUAAAAGCUUCACUCAGGAUCACUAAAACUAAAGUAGCGUGCUGGCAGUUCUUGUUGUGUUGUGUUUGUUGCAGUGAGGUGAAUGAACCUGCGCUGAGAGCCAUCUCUCACACUCAGCAGCUCUUGUAGCAGACAGGAACUUCCUGUGGUUUCCCUGUGCUUUGAUUGCAUUAAGUGACUCUUUGUUUUCAAGGUAAACAUUAUAACAUGAAGUGAGCACAAUGUAAAAGUUCACCACUCGACUGGAUGGUAACCGGUUCUCAACAAUCAGCUUGUUCAGAUGUGGUCAGUGACCAGCGGGUCUUUGUAAAUAUGACCAAUGAUGUGCCAAUCUCAUAUUGACACACACGAGCUGCAAACACUGAUGCAACAGCUACACAUACAGUUCAAGCUAACAGAACAACACACUGACCUGCAGGAGGAGUUAUCAAGUGUGCGUCACAGGAACCAAUCUGGACUUCUUCAGAGUCUGUUGUAAUGUGUUCGUGGUUGAGGGAGCAGAAGAAGAAGCUCGGUAUGAACUGAGGAAACAGUAAAGGUCAUGAAGUCCCAGGAUCAUAGUCUAUGGCUAUUAUACACUGCUUAGGUAACAGAGGGAGUAAGUGAGUGAGUGAGCAGAGCCAUUCAUACAAGUAAUAUCUUCCCUUGGAGUCAAGAAGAAAGUGGUGUCAACAAGUUGUUUCCUUGCCUUGAAGGAGAAAAAAUAUAUAUUUCUAAAGAUAAUUUCCUUUUUUUACAAGAUUCUCGUUGUGGAGUUUGAAAGAAAGGCUUUGAUACCAUGUUUUUUUAUAGCAGGUUAUCAACUCAGUACAAGUACCAUCUGCAGAUGUAAGACAGAGAAGAACUGCUGGCACUGUCCAAGUAGAGUAAAACAAGAUAGCUUUGGUUUUCUCAGCAUUUAGCACGAGACUGAGGUGCAACCGAGUAUUAAGAGUAUCAAAUGCUGACUGCAAAUGAUUCAAUGCCAGGGCUGCAGUUUUUGCUUAACAAUAAACAGUGGUAUCAUCUGCAUAGAGAUGUACAGAACCAUCUAUAUGUUUGGCCAACAUGAUUGACAUAUUGUGAAGAGAGUGGGACCCAAGACUGAACCUUGUGGCACACCCCGUGUAAAUUUUCUCAAACAGUCUAAAUGCCUGUUUGAGAAAAGAGAGCUCUCAUCCGUCUGCGGUUUUUAUUCUAGUAAUUUUAGGGCUCAAUGAGUCCAGUAAACAGGAUACAUACAUUUCACUUGUAGUCUUGCAACAACCUGUAUUCAAAGACAGUGAUUUUUGGAGGUGGUUUUAAGCCUGCGCAGUGACUUCCACUACAGACCCACUCUUGUUUUGUUGUCCUUGCCCCAACUUUUGAAACAUAUUUCUGUGAUCAAGUUUAAGAUGAGCAUAUACUUUUCAUGAAACAACAAAAUUUGAGUUUUAAUAUGCCGUCUCUGUCUCUGUGUCAUUUUUGAAUUAAAUUUAGGCUUUGAAUGACCUGUAAACUUCCUCCGUCUGUUUGUCCUUUACCAGCUGUAUCCCAAAUAUGUUAGAAUUGUCACUGCAUGUGUCUAACAUCUUACUUCUGUCUUAAACAUUCAUAAAUGAAAAAUAUUAAAAAACCUAAAGAACAUCCUUUUUUUUCUGUCACAGGAGGUGGAGGGAACAGAAAAGGAAAGAGUAAGAAAUGGAAGCAGUUGCUGCAGUUCCCCCACGUCAGUUUGUGUGAGGAGUUGCGACAAACCACAGGUAAGUUAGCCCUGUUCCCACGUGCUGUGUUAGACUGAGGGGUUUCAACCUCACAUGAGUAUAAGUCUGUCUGUGUCUUAAAGCAGCAGUGACCUGCUUUUGGCUUUAGUUGUGCACCCCUUCAGCUAAACAAAUCUAGUUCAUUCAUCACCAGAAGAACUCAGAUAGUGAGAUCCUCGGAAAUCCAGUGACAGACCUUUCUUGACCUUAGCCUUGGAACUGCACCCCCCCGGAAAUAUGUGAUAGCCGUUAGGCACUUUUUGAGAUAUCUCCACAAUCUGAACUCAUGCGGUUAGAUUUUAGGCAAGAGAUUAGAAAACAAACUCAACUGUUGUAGCGUUUUCACAGAAUUAAGUUUCCAAUUUUCUAAUUUUUCCUUUUUCGCGUUCUUGACUACUCAUGGAAAUCUGCACUUUAAAGGCAAACCUAAUGCAUUCAAGGGAGAUUUUACCUUUAUUUUUGUUUUGCAUCCUUGCACACUGCACACUUGAAGUGUCAAGAUCAAGUCCAUCUAACAGGUACAGUGUGUUGCCCAUGUUGAGUCUGAGGCCAGCCAUAGUCAUUAUUGAAUCAGAGUUUAAUAUAUUGUAAAAAAAAAAAAAAUCUUUCUGCAUUUUAUUCUGUUGUGAUUGGCGCAUUGGUAUGGACUUAUGAUCCAAACUUAACUGAACAGAACUCGGCGUGGGUGGACCAUUUUGCAUUUUGUUUUCAUCUAAUUAAGAUCAUGAGUUUACUUCAGCAUAUUACUACAUUUAAUGUCAUUUUCGCAGAUGAAAGUAGAUGACGAGACAUCAUUAGAGGGAUUUUCCUGUUCAAAGAGAGGCUAGCAAUCCCACUAAUAAAAGCUCAACGUGACAUUAGUAAGGACAGAUGUGAAUUGUGUUUUGAGAUAAGAUCCCUUUGCAUGGCGGCAGCUGACUCUCCUUCCUCUUUAUUAGUCCUGACAUAGCCUCCAGAUGGGGAGAUGAAUGUUGAGCGACUUCACAGGACAUGUUGGAGUCUUUUUAUAGCUGUGUUGAAGCUUUCAUUUAAUCAUGUUUAACCCUCUUUCACUGUGUUUUUUCUGGUGUCUUUGCACACAGCUGCCUCUGUGGUCCUAAAGAGUAAAUCAGCUGUCAGUGUCAGGAUGUGUUUCCCUGAGGCUCCUGAGAUUCAAACAAGUCAAGUACACAAUAAGCUGUAAACACUUAAGUCAUAAUACUGCUCUAUUUUUAAACACGAUUCAGUCAAACUGGGAGAUUGGAGGUUUUAUAAAUGUAUCAGGUUACUCAGUGUUUGUUUUAUCAGUGUUGAUUUUUCAUUUCCUCUGUGUCAAGGGUUGUCUAUUAAUAAACCAAAAAAAGAUUGACUGUUGGUGUAGGAGGUUGAAUUGAAAAAGGAGGAACAAAAGGAGUUCAUCAAAUAUUUCCCACUGUUAUCCUGCUCUUCUACAAUAUAAGACUGUAACAUUGGGAAGUUCCCAUGCUGGAACAUUGUCAGUGUCUCCGCUGUAUUUUUGAAUGGACUCACUUAUCUUCAAUAGAAAAAAUCAGACUGAAGCAGAAAAUCUGCGGGGCGAAAAGUUGAGUACAUGAAAUUCUAAAUCUGCUGCCCAGUGGAUCUAAAUUUACAGGACAAACUUGCGGACAAAGAGAUUGUUUCGGUGAAUUAAAUUCAGAUUUAAUUUCACAUAAAAUCAUGUGUGUCGGACAAUUUCAUACUCGUUUAUUUUUUCACUUCAACCAUGAAAAGUGCCCUACACACCCGUGCAACCGAUGCUUUUAUGACCUUUAUGCAAGCACUUAGCUGCUUAAGCAUGCUGUGUAAACAGUGAAGAAGAGGAGUCUAACAGCACCGCUUUGCUACAGUAUCUCUCUCAUUAACACGAAAUCAUGCAUUCAUAAAAUGAGGUGGAUAAAGAUUGAUUACGGCUCUCCUUUUACUAUUACCUGCUAAUAUUGUUCCUCUUUAAGUCUCGAUUUUACUGUGAUUUCAAGUUUUAGAAAGUAUUAACAGACACUUUUCCACUUCUGACACGUACAUUAUAUCCAAUCAAACAUUGUUCAAACUUUUCUUUAGACUUGAAAUACUACUCCAUUAUGUGAUCUUUCUUCUACUACAUUUCAUCGUUGUAUUUACCAGUCAUUUUUAAUUGGUCAAAGAUAUGGUUACAUUUAAAUUACAGCUACCUGAGAAGUUACGUGACGCGUUACUGUUAGAUGUUUAAAAAAAAACAUAUCUAGAAAAUUUUGCUCACGGCACUGGCACCCAUUUUUGUGAAUUAUAUAUAAAAACACUUUUAACAUGCAGGUAUGAACUGAAUAUACUAUAUAUGUGCAAUGAAUAUGCUAAAAUUGUGUACAGUGUUGGUUACUGCUGGUAUGAAUAGGCUAUACAACAAAAAAACAAAUAUGUAUAUUAUCUAUACAUACAGUAUACUGAUUAGUGCAGGUGUGAAAAGGAGAAAAUUCUUCUUUGUACUUCUUUAAAGUAAAACCAGCAUCAGGGGAACUUUUUAAAAUAGUUCAGCUGAUUCACUGUGAUCUCUGAGGAAAACUAUUUUUGAUUCUUUGAGCCGUCACUUCCAGUGUAAUUCCUCAGUAUCAUUAUGUGGUAUGUAGAGUGACCUGUGAUACACCAUUUUGUCACUGUCAUUGAAUUGAAUGGUGUGUUGUGCAAUCUUGCGUGCUGCUGCUUCCUGCCCAACGCAUGGAUGGAAAGGAGAAAGAGCUGUUGCAACUUCACUUUUCUUUUGUUUGAUUCCAGACUUUUCGCCCCCAAAGUUACUCUCGGCUGCUCCGCUAUAAACUUACUGACAACUUUACUCUUUAAACACCAAACUCAACGUGGAUCCAGUUUAGAAAUGCCAAAGGAGCAAAGGUGAACUCUGAAUGUUUAAGGGCUGAAUAAGAAAAAAGCGUCUUGCUUAAGUAGUUCAGAGGAAACAGGUCGGUGCAGAAAGAGGAAGCAGCAGUAUAGUUACUUUCAUUUACAGAGCACGUGACAGAUUGGAGACACAAACAUUUCUGCAACCCUGAAAAUUUUUGAGGCGCUCCAGCACAAGAGUCACACAAGAGUCGGACACCACAAAACAGAAAUUGCUUAGGGAAACCAGUGAGGCAUCAAGUUCAGCUUGUUAUUCUUCAAAGUAUACAUCCCGGUCAUGCAGAGAAACACUCGAUCUGUGUAUCCUCAAACCUAGAGGUGUGGCUGUCUGACUGAAGAAAAAGGGUUCAAAAGAAAGUGUUGAAUUUGUUUCCUGCUGCCUGCAGGUGUCAAAUUUCUAUUCCAAACUUAUCAGAAAAACUGCCUCGACUUGCCCAAACCCCGAGGACAGUUUUUCAGUCAACUUCUCUUUUGGUGUUUUCUCCCUUUUAUUUUUGUUCAUGGGUGUCGACCACGUGACAGAUUUUGAUGUGGCUGCCAUCUUUCGGACUGUUACGCCAUCAACCAGCUCCAAUGAAGAAUGGCUAGUCAGGAGAAAAUCACCCACCUACUUAUAGUCUGGCUAUUUAUAAGACUCUACUGCAUUUUAUUGUUCAUCUGCCUGGUCCACAGUUCCUUUCCUGUAACUGGCAUGGACAUUAAAGUGGACAGAAGCUUACUGCUACUUUGUUUCAGGAUAGGUUAUUCAUCCUGAAGUCCAUCAUGUGGAGAUGAAGAAACAUCUCUUGAACAAAUGGAAGCUAUGUCACGGAGUGUUGGCUAACAAUAUCAUCGACAUGCUAGGUGGUUAGACUAAUGACAAGGAUCAGCAAACUUAAAGUUAGUACUAACGUCAGGCAUGAAGGGUCAGCUUUGUUGAUUAAUGUCACGUGUUGAUUUUAAGCUACAGACGACAGGCUUAUCUUGCUAGCUUCCUUAACUCGUGUUGUUAACUGCAGGUGGAGCAUAUAACCCGAAUGCAACUCCAGUCACAGUACAGGAGAAGCUGUAAGGCAGACUUACUGGGAAGUCUUUGUGGUGUUUACACAUGUAUGAAUAAAGGAUCAUUUCUGUAUAUUUAGGGUUUACUGCCACCACAGCACAGCAGGUAUCAGGUGUGUUGAUCGUUUACACGUGGUUGCACAUUUUAGAGCUGUCUUUGUGACAAUGGGAUACAAUGAAGUUUUGCUUAAGUUUAUCAUACAAUCGUAUGAAUAUAUGAUCUCAUAUUACAGCUGGGUGAUAAAAUUAUAACGAUAUAUAUCAAAAUAUUAAUUUCCCUCAAUAUCAAUAUAAAACAUGGUCAAUAUGCUUUUUCGACAGUCGGCACUCUGCCAUGUUCUGGUCGAUUACAUACGAAUAGCUAAUGAAAAUGGGAGUUUCACGCUGAACCAAUCAUGUACUGAAUUAGUGCCAAGUAGCAAACAACUGCAUAGUAGCAGGCUACACGCAACCAAAGCACUUUAACACCGAAAACAGCCUACCGUUCAGUCCGCUUUCUCUAGCGCAAUGCCUUCUGACACGAAGACCUCACAGAUGCAGUAGUUUAUUGUAUUGCAAAAGACAUGCACAUAUAUCGUGUUAAACUUUUUCCCAUAUCGCCCAGCCCUAUCUCAUACCAACCCAUGCCUCUGUAUGAUAGAAACAUCAAAAUCUGCAGCCACAUUGCUUCCGUUAAAGCAGCGAGUUUGUCAUUCUUAGCCACCAUACAAUCCUGACCCUGGAUGAAUCCCGUCUUUUUAUAACGGGCUGUGCUACCUUCUCAACAUUCACCUGAAUUUGACAAGAAUACUCGCUUUAUUACUCAAUUGCAGGAACUUGGGAAAUGCGUUAACUCAUUGGAGAGUCUCUCAGUUUUUCCCUCUCCUUGUUAGUGUCAGUUAAUGUUUUCCCUUAAGUGUUUUAAACUCCUCUGGGGGUUAACUGCAGCAGCGUGUAAAGUCAGUAUGAUGUGAAAAAUUCCCUCUUUUAUCACACGUUUGUGUUUGGAGGCUGUUUCUGCUCAUGGUACACAUCCAUACAAGGCACGGCGGCGGCGGUCAGAGUAAACACACAGGACACAUUGUUAGCAGGAGGACGUCCAUUAGAGAGGACGCUCUGAUGUCGACCUCUGAUAACUCUGUAACUGCCUCAAGGUGCAGCAAGGCGACACACAGGCUGGAUGAGAUCUAAACCCGGAGGACAGUCAGGGAAACAAAGAUGGAAGAUGUGUUUCUCAGGGCUUUUGUUUCAAUUAGUUACGGGACGUAAAACAGGAAGUGAAUCAAAGAGCUUAUAAUCUUUUCAACACCUUAGGAACUUAUCGAGGAACAGAAGAGCCUUUCAUAAAAUCUUUUUAAGACUGGAACAAAAACAGGUGAAUUUGUUUGGACUUGAUGUAACAGUAACACAAACUCUCCAACUGAUUUAUGAUAAUGAGAUUAAAAUGAAAAUAAGCUCAGUGUAUAUUUAUGACCCCGAACUGUGAAAGGUUUGGGGGCAAAAAAACACACAUCAUGUGUUAGAAAUGAAAGGUUUUAUUGUUCUUCGAGAAUUAUCUCUGUUUUUUUCUCAUUUUUUUAAAACAUGACAUGAUCAGUUUGUUCUUGAGUCAUAUGUGUAACAUAACAACUUGAUUUUGGUCAGUGAUAGACUUCAUCCUCGUAAUGACUUUAUUUAAACAUUUUCUCGAGAACAACAACUUAGUUCUCGUAAUCUGAUUUUCUUUUUAUAAACUUAGUGCUCUCUUUAUAUUGUCUGUUUAUACUUUAUACUGUUAAACUCCAAAUAGAGGAACGUCUAACCUGUUAAGUAUCAAACAUCUGUCAAAGUUUGGAGAUUUUUUUUUAACUGAUUUUUACAGUGUUUUGUUUUCCCGACUGUUUUAAGACGCGUCGCAGGAAUCAUUAUUUUAAAACAAGCCAAUUGCUUCAUAACAUUUACAAACAGCAAGGAGUUUUUUUUUUUAUACCAGAUAGUAGUAACUUUUAAUAUCAUUCCGUACAAAAAAAACAGCUGCUGUGUUUGUCUUCUUCAGUAAACAUACAUAAUAACUUUGGCUCUUUCCUGAAAGGUGAGGUGGGAAUAGGCUGAGAUUUGAAUGAGUUCAGACAAACACACUGUUUGACAGACUGAGUGACACACAGACAGGAAGUUCAACAUGUAGCUGCACAAAAAAAAAAAAGCACGCACCAAAAACUCUGCAAACUGAUGUCUGUGGGAGGAGGCAGAGAAAAGGGCUGCAAGUGCGAAGCAAAGACUGUAAAUAGUGGUUAGAAAGUGUGAGAUGGAGGAAUGUGAGUAAGAUAAGACAAUGAAAGAAACAGUUUUUUUCUGUUCGACCGUUUUUAUAACGCAGAUGAAGAAAGACGUGAGUGGGUAGGAGUCUUGAGAAAGACUUCAGGAAACUGUCAACUUCCUUGUUUUUUGAAAACAAGUUGUUCUCUUCUCUUCUCUCUUUUACUCUUGACUUACUUCACCUCCACUCUCCUGUCGCUUAAACUACACAUUACAACAACCUGUGCAGGCGGUGUGCAACGUCUCUGACGUUAACAACGUCUGACGUUUCUCAAUAUUGUUUAAUCAUAAGUGGGUUUGUGUUUCUACACACAUUAUAUCUGUUUUUUGUUUUGUCUCAUAGUAGAGAUGCAGUGACCUUUGAGUUCACUUAAUCCUUUAAUGGUUACGGUUUUUACUGUAGAUGCACAGUGCUGUUUACUCUUUUCUUAUCUUGGACAGAAAAAAACAGAGUUUGCAAACAUCGAAUAUAAGAGUAGAUUCCUAAUCUUAAUCACUUUAAAAAUCACUAAAACCUCUUAAUCGGCUCUCUCUGUUUACUGUCUGAACCAACUGAGUUUGUUAGAUGUAAAGGAGGAUAUACAGUGAGCGAGCUGUUGAACAAAAUAGACCGUUUCUGCUUCUUUUACGGACAACAAGUGGAAGUGUUUGUCACGUGUUACAAGUUAACAUGACGGAUGAGAUUUAUGGUGAGGCUGACUGAUUUCUACUGUUUAUCAUGUCAGUCUGUGACACCUUAAAGGGAUAUUUCGGUAUAAAAUUAAUUUAACACAGUUAGACACCCCCUCGAGAGAUGAAUGUUGCCGACCACUUUAGUAACGACCACAGGAUAGCAGUUCACAAGCGGUCUGAGGAGCCAUAAACAAACCUCAACCAAAACGCCACUCUAUAGCCACAAAUGAUGCUCAGAACAGCACCUAACUUCAGCAGCCGCUUGUUCAUAGCGAGAUCUCAGACCAGUCCAUUACGGACUACAGUGGGGUGACGCAGCUCAAGGAAGAACAUUUAUGAUCAUUUCUUUAUCAUCUCCUUAACGUAAUAAUCAUCAUAUUAAUCAUUUUGCACUGCAGACGCGGUAGUUCUUCUGCCUUAGCAUCUCGGUCCGAGUGCAUUUCCAUGAAGAAAUGAUCAUAAAUGUUCUGUAAUGGACUGGCCUGAGGUCUCGCUACAAAUAAGCGGUUGCUGGAAGAGAGUAGGUAAGUCAUGUUUAGUCUCUUUGCUUAAGAAAUUAGGCAAAGUAGUACGAGAAGCUUUUCAUUUUUGAACCAAAAAAAUUCCUUAUUCAUCUUAAACGUUGGCUGCUCUUCCACCACAUAGAGAUAAACACAACUCGUGGGUGUUACUUUUUACACAGCUGUGUAGUCAUGUGACAACCUUAAAGCUAUACACUUGUAGAAAAGGUUUGAAAACAGCCCGAAGUGCACACGCCAACAUUGUAACACGAUCUGUUUGCAUUUAAAUAAGGAUCAUCAUAAAAGUCGCAUUCAAGCUGCAGUCUCCAUGGCACUCACACUACGAGGUCGUCACUACAACAUUGUGCAGGUUUGAUAUGGUCUACGAUUGUGUGUAGUGUAUCUCUAUAGUAUUGGUAUAUGGUAUUAUAUCCAUCCCCUUAUGACAGCAUAUUCUGGCUCAAUCCCAAGUCUCAUUUUGACCCCAGCCCUGCGUCCUCCAGCCCAGCAUCGCUUUUCUGCCAACAUUUGAAUUAAAGGGCUAACGGCGAGCUCUGUCAACAUUUGUGAGUUUAAUUAAUGCUGGAAUAACCCGUUAUUGAUAUGACAUAGAUGACAUCGAUUCUCUUGGUUCGAUUCAAACAGCGAGUAAAGCUUGAGAAAAGUAACCGCAGUGAGCAGGAUCUACUUUCUGUAUUGAUGGGACCAUGAAUCCUUCAGAGGCCUGACAGAGUCCUCUUUGUAUAGGUCUGUGUUCAGUCAUGUACAGCAUGUUCUGUGCAGCUCUGCAGCCCCUUUCAUCCACAUCACACCUCCAGUCAUGUUCACUGAUCCACCAACAUGGCAUGAAGAUUUCCCAGAACUCUGUGAUGAAUUGUUUCCUGCAUGAGUGAGAUCAGUCAAGUGGUUAUGUGGACUGCAAUGAAGCUACACUGUGAUAUACAUUAUAUAGCACUGGUAUUUAGAUAGGGGCUGCUCACUAGUGGGCUGACAUGCUUUAUGAUGACAGGCAUGGUCAAACAUGUAACCUGCCCGAGGGGAGAGUCAUCAUUUAGAAACAUCACUCAACUACAACCACAGGAGAUAAGUUAAAGUGUGAAGGAAAUUCAUUAACACAAGUUAGUGACCUUUAUGAAUGCAGCUGGGAGGAUGAUUCCACAUGCCAUUAUAUGAAGUUUUGACAGUGUGAAUACCCUCUAUUGUAUAUGUUUUAUAAAGGUUGUAAUGGGCCUGGUAUUUUGCAUGUAACAUGAGCAAAGUUGGGAAAGUCAAAACACAUCUUUUACUCGCUGUAAAUGUGCCGUUUGUGAGCUGUAGGUGGGUUAGUCACGUGUUGUUCUCGGGUCGUUAGCAGGUAAUUAGCAUAGAAGUUUACGGCUUAUUUGUCUUUCUCUGAUCCACAUGUCCUCCAUGCCAAGUCAAGCUGUCAAAUUUUGCCAUAUAUGAUGAAAAUACACAGAAAUCAAAAAGCAUGUUUCUGUCCAGUCAAAAAAAAAAAGAUUAAGUCAUACAAAUCUACAAAAAAAGGAGUGCAUACAGCUGGUGGGUGCAAUUAGCAGAAUUGAAUUCAUGUAAACAGUAUGUUAACUAGGGGUGGGAAUCACUGGUGGCCCCAUGAUACAAUAUUAUCAUGAUACUUGGGCCACGAUUCAAUGUUAUUGCGAAAUUAUUGCGAUUUUUGACAUUUUGCAAUACAGUGAGUAUUUCGAUGUCUAAUUUAUGCUGUAUGUAUAUAUAUAUAUAUAUAUUUGUUGUACUAACUCUUUCCUGCUCUAUAAUGUCAUCUCUGCCAACCUCACUGGAAAAACAAUUGAUUUUAUUUUCCCAUUAUCAUAGAUUUGACUUAAAAUUAGCCAUUAAUUUGAAAAAUAGAUACUUAGUAAAUGAGACAAUAUGAUAUAUCACCAGACAAAAUAUCGUGAUACUACGUUGUAUCAAUUUUUUCUCCCACCCCUGAUGUGAACAGUAUUAUACUGUAAUCAAGGUUUUUACUGUACACUUAAUAGUGCAAAGUGCAGCUGGUGGGUGAAGUUAGCAGCAUUGUGUUGUAAUGUAAAUAGUGUGAAUAGAGAGCAUUAAUAAAAUCAAUAGCUGAAUGUGCAAAAUACAGAGUAAGGUCAUUUAUAACCUCUACAAUUGCUAAGAGUCAUCUCACAUGGUCAGGAGGCGAGUUAUGAAACACAAAAACUUUACUCCAAAGGUAUCAGAGAGUAAAAUCUGAAAGAUGAUGCUACAAAAUUGGAAGUGGAACGGUAAGAAAACCACGUGACUCCUGAGUUAAUAGAGUCUCCCUAAAGCUCCCCAAAACAGUGACUUAAAGGUCCUGUAAGGAGUUUUUUAACGUGUCUAAAGUUGACAGAAAUUUCAAUUUAUGUCUUAUUCAUAAUGGUGGAAAAAAGCAGCAAAGACCAUUAGUGACAAGCUAAACCCUUAUGUUUAACAUACCUGACCACCCAAAAGUCCACGCCCCAGUUUGGCCUCCCCAGUCUAAACAGUCUUACCCUGCUGCUGCUUUUAAAAGGUCAAGAUUACGACUUGUGCACACAAGGUUAAAACUUAUGCACACAGGAUUAUGACUCGAGCACACGAUAGGACGCAAGUUGCUGUCUUGUUUGCACAAAGUAGAUCAGACUUGUACAAGAUGAUGGAUGAUUUUUGUCCUUACUUUUUGGCUUUAAUUUACUGCCUUAGUGCAGAGUAGAGAUACAAAGUGAUGAUUGGAGUUUAACAGAAGGAUGUAGCAGUGUAACAAAGUCACACAGCUGAGAUGUUGAAAGAGCAGAAAAACUCAAAGUGAGGUGAAACAAAGCAGAACUUGACCAAGUGAGUCCACAGCUUUGAUUAGUCUCCUUUUUAAUGGAUGGGAAAUGACUCAUUAAAGGGAUGAGAAAAUGCUAAUUUGACGCAGUUGCAUCACCACUCCACCCAAGUCGUGCUCAUGUAAUGUACAAGGUAGGGAGGGGCUGAAAACAAGGUGUUACCUACCAGUUAUCCUGGUUCCCUGAAAAAAAAGAAAUUAAAUCAAACUGCUGUUUUAAAUCUGCAUUUAGGUCCUACCUCCUGUUCUCACUUUCCUGCACACAAAGUAACAGUAAAAGGCUUUCAUGCAACUGCUGAAAGAUUAAAAAAAAGAGCAAAUACAACCUUGAGUUUCGCAGACUAUGCAUGACAGUGAUGACAGGGAGUGCAAAACUUUACAGUAAGAGGGCUGGCUGGUAUCUGGACUCAGGUGAAAUGAGAACAGCUUCAGGGCAACAGAAAUUCGACAGCGAAAGUUUCAGGCCCCUAAACAGCUGUAAAGGAUUUGAAUUUUAGUAUUUUUAAAAGUGAAACAGAGAAUUCAAAGCCUCAGCAGAUGUAACCUGCUCUGGCAAAAACAGACGGACAGCGAGUGCAACAUAUUCAAAACUAAUUGUAAAUGCAAAUCUCAAUGUUGCAAAUUUUUUCAGAGGCAGUAAAGAGGGAGAGGGUGAUAUUCGUCCUGAAGAUAAGAGAGUUACAAACAGAAGAAGCAAAGGAAACUUUCAUCCACAAAAUUCAUCCAUGCAGGAAGGGUUUGUUAUCCUUGAUUUAUCGGUCUGUCACAUUCAGUCAUACGGAUCUCAUAGAUUGGAUUGGACUCUUGGUUUUGCAGAUCUUUGCGCCCUGAUCACUCUGACCCCUUGACUCCUCCUUGAAUCAGAUCCAUUUGUCUUCCUGACUCACUUUCCAUCCACGUGAGUCACACAUGCAAAUCAGUGUUUCCUUGGAGUUUUUUUUUUCUUUUUGUCCUGAAGCACAAUCAGACUCAUAAACUGGAAUAACCACAGAUAGAGAUUUCUAAAACCUCCCACACAGGCUGUGAGUAUGGUUCAUGUGUCUGUAGGCCAAGGCUAUUUAGAGCCAUUCAGCACAUUCAAACAGCCAGUCUGCAUGAGCUGCAUAUUGAAGUCAUCGUCAAAGUCUGUUUCUACAGUCUGUUUCCCUGUAGCUAUGAUUUCUUUCUUUGACUUGUUCUGAAAUUUACAAGUUUAAUAACUUUACCUUCACGCUCUGUGUGCCUUCACUAUUUUUUUAAAGAUUCAAUGAGUGUUUUUUAAGUGAUAACUCAAUCUGGGAGCCCUACAUGAAUAUAAAUCCCUUCUUCUUUCUCACAUUGACACACAGACAAAGAAAUCACCAUUAAAACUAUAAAAAAAGAUAUAUAUAUUUUUUUCAUUUUGUAAAAUAUUUCAAAUUUUAUGUAACAUUUUUUAAAUAGUAUAAUUUUGGGGAAAUUUUUUGAAAUAUUUUUCCAUUUCUUGAAUCUUUUUAACAAUUUGGGAAGUACUUUAAAAAGUUUUGAAAUAUUUAAAACUUUGGUGUAAACAACAUCAAAACAUUUUAACAGUUUCUAACAUUUUGUGAAACAUUUUGAAAAUUUUUCAAAAGGGGUUACACUUUUGUAGACAAUUUCUAUUUGUGAAUUUUUUCAAAUUUUUUUUGCAACAUUUUACAUUUUGUGUCAUGUUGACAAUUUGAAGUUUAAAUGUACAUUUUGUGGAAAUUUUGAAGUAGUAGAGGUAUUUUUUUAUGAAUAAAAUUUUAUGCAUUGUCACUUUUUUUUUUCCAAAAAGCUUUUUUUUCUGUUCUUUCAACAGCUGUUUCAUAUUAGAUAAGAAAUUAUUAUGUUUUUUUUACUUUUCUGGGGAGUUGGUUGGUUUCCUGUAAAAUUAUGAGUUUGCUGAGUCUGGUAGAGUCCCUGACUUCACUCAGAGGCUUUGCAGGAAAAAACAAAACAAAAGAGAGAUUCAUUCAUUUGGGAUAAAUUUGGGAAAAAGUUGGGAUAUCUUUCAGUUAAAUUCAAACCCUGACUUUAAGUUAAACAUUAUUGUGUCUUUGUGUGUUUGUGUGUAGAAAAAGAGUACAGCAGCCUGUGCGAGCGGCAGCCAAUCGGGCGAUUACUCUUCAGACAAUUCUGCGAGACACAACCUGAACUGAGACGCUGCGUCAAGUUCCUGGAUGCUGUGGUAAGAACCGUGUGUGUGUGUGGGAGUGUGUGUUUGGAUGUUUUGUGGCGUUCCUGGAAAGAGAGGGUAUGUUGUGUCGGAGACAUGUCCCUUCUUCUACGAACACUUGAAGAAAGACAAAAGGAUCCAAGUGUGUGUGUGCGUGUGUGUGUGCAUUUCUGUGUGCGUUUCUAAAUGUGGGAACGAAGGCUGGGGGCAGAAGUCUCAAGGACUUCUGUUUCUUCCUGGAAGUGCUGCAUGAUUCCUGGUACAGAGGGCCAAAAAGGGCCAUGAGUGAAGACAGGAAAGUUUGUUUUCUGGUUUGUUCCUACUCUGAAAUCAUCGGCUCAGUUUGUUGUGAUGAAACAAAGAGAUGCAGGUGCAUAAAAAGAAAGUUUGAUGAGCAACAAGAUCUGAAAUUCCUUUAACAGCUGAAGAAAGAAGAAGACAGAAAACAUGACCAAGGUAACAACCUGUUAACCUGGUAGAUAAUUGAGGAGGUGGAGGAACAGAAAAAGAGGGAGGGGGAAAAAGAAGGAGGAGUAGAAGGAGGGGAACAGGAAGGAACAUAGGACGGAAAAAGGAAGAAGAGGAGACAGGAGUUAAGGAGAAGGAACGGAGGAAAACAAGAGGGCAGAGGGAGACAGGGGGACAGAGAGAAGAAGUUUAGGAGGACAAGGAGGAGGAUUCGAAGGUGAAGGAGCUGGUGAUGGACACCGAGUCUUUCAGGAGUCAUCAGGACAGACAAAAGACCUGAUUUGAGUCCACUGAGCAAACAGGACUGCAUAACUGAAGUCAUGAAACGUCAGAGUCAAAACUGACCUCAGGGCUGUGGCCUCUUUACUAACAUUCCCAUCCCUACUCUGCCUCCGUUUCUAAAGAAUUUGCCGACCUUUUAGCCUCUUUGUUCAAGAGGAUCGCUGUCUCCGAUUCCCUUUACUCUGUUGGUGUGAGCAACAGCUGGCCUCAGUCAUGAAGGCUUAAGACCCAAAAUAUAAACUGAGCCCACUUUUGUGACGUACUUUAAGUCUUUCAUUCUCCAUCCUCUCUCACCGUCUCUCACUUUCUUGCCCAGCAGUUGUUCGAUUGGUCGUGUUUGUGUUACAGCCUCAUGAUCUCCUUUCUUGUUGUGCCUCGCUCCAUCCCUCGGCUUUUCAGACACACAUGGACCCACACUGUCCCCCUCCUGCUCCUCUCCCCGCUCUCCUCUCUCCACCUGUGGCUGCCUGAUAGUUCGUACCGCUGUUACGCAACAUGUUAGAGAUUCUGGGGAGAGCUUCAAACACACUGAUCUGAGCUGCAUAUGACAAGAAAAAGUCAAGACAUCACCACAUAGCGAUCAUUUGUUGUGCUUUAACACACGGCACAGUUUCUUAGAAGAUACAAUCAUCAAUUUGCUUUGGUGGACAAUAAUAACGCUGCACCAGAGGGGGAUUUUUGGAAUUUAAAUCAGUGUAUCUGUGCAAUAAAUGGAUUGUUACAGCUCUAUGAAUGGCCAGUUAUAGAUGCACACUGUGAUCUUUGCUUCUUGUAUGUUUCAGGUUUUAAUACAGUCACAUAUUUACAUUCACGUCAAUCUUUAGUUCAUCGAAAAGUUCAACUUCUUUACCUACUUUUUAAACAUUUUUCGUGACUGAAUGUCAGGUAAUCCUCUGCUUUCAGAGGUAUUCAGUGGGCAAAGAGAGGUCAGUGAAGGCAUCAUCCAUCCGUCUAUCUGUCUGUAAACACAGUGUGGCUCCACUCUGACUGACCAGCGUUACAGCUCUCACUCCUCCGGCGGAUACAACUCUCAUACGAGGCAAUUAUCUGCAUUUUACCCCCGCAGCCGCUUCCCGUCUCCUCCCCGAGAACUCGACAAGAGAGCGAGAAUGAGAUUUGACCCGUCUCCGCUGUCACUUAGCGUUAGUUUACGCCGUGAGAGGGAGAGAGGAAGCACUCUGGAGUUUUCCAGUCGGCUCAGUUUACUGUCGAGUCCCUCCGAGGAGGUUUGAUGUGGAGAGGAGGAGGAGGAGGAAAAACGAUCAGGCCGUGUGCUGCAGGGUGUGGGGCAGGACUCGCAAACCAGACGAUUACAACACAAACGAGGUUUUCUGUCAAAUCAGCAGACACACUCAGAGUUAGUGUUACAGCUGAGCAAUCCCUCACUGGCUGCUACAGGCUUUCGAUGCAGUCAUCAUGGUGUUGUGACAAGUUGAUCAGAAUAUUGCAAAAGUUCAGGAUAGUUCGAGCUUAAAAAACACCAACAGAACAAACUUUCAAAGUUAUCGUUUUGGGCCUUAAUUUGAUUUAAUCCUAAUUGUGUAUGUGUCUGUUUCAAUAAAAUAUAACAGCUUCUUCACUAUGUUAAAUACUCAAUCCUGAUUGGUCAAGACUUGCCAACAACAAUUCUAACUUUCCAAUCCUUAUCAAAUCAAUCCUCAAAUUUGAUGGAUGGAGGAUAUUUUUUUAACUGGGAACUUUGUAUUGAUGGUUAAAAGCUGACAGUCACCCUCAGAGGAAAAAAGUCAAUAGAUGGGAAAACUGAGCAGAAAACGAUAAGGGAGAAAAGAAAGAAGAAAAAAACAGAAGUAGCCGAGUGAGAGAGACAUCGACUGAAUCGAAGAAAACAGAAAACAUGUCAUUUCUGUCUUGGAUGGAUGAGGUGUUUGUAAAUGCAUCUCAAAAUACAGUUUUUUCUGCCCCUUCGAGUCCUUUCUGUGUGUUUCUCUCAGUCAUUUGUCUCCAUGUUUGUUUGUUUUUUCUUCAGGCGGAAUACGAGGUGACUCCUGACGAGAAGAGGAAGGAGUGCGGUCUGGAAAUCAUCGACGUAUACUUAAAUCCAAAGGUGAGCGCUGCUUUACCUGACCUCUUUAAAACAGCAAAAACCCACAAGAACACUGCAAGAACUUGGUUUAUCUCUGAAGGGAAAUUUAUUCCACUUUCCUGCCAAUUUAGAGAAGUUUCUUUGUUGGAAAUAGGAAGUUCACUGCUAGACAAACUGAAUCACAGCCUUUAAGAAAAAUCUGCAACAAUUCUCUGUUCAAUGACAAGAGGAAUACAGAAGACCUCAGGAUUUAUAAUAAAAGUAAAUUUAAUCAUUUGCAAGAAUUGAUAGGGUCUCCAAUUGGGGCAGAACAAUCGCAGAGUCACCACUGUGCUAGUUCUGAAAGAAUAUUGUCAUUAAUAUGUCAAAUUAAACAGCAGAAGCUGGCCUGCUGGUAAAAACCAUGUGACCAAAACACCGCCCGAACACUACUCAAAUAAACCACUAAACAUCAAACUUUAUAAAGCGCCGCUGUGUGGACCCAGUCGCCACAUUUCAUUAUCGUACGUUAUCCAAAACACAUCGGCUCCUGCUCGUUUGAAAGAGCACACCACCAAGAUACACAGAAGCAUGGCAGAGAAAGAAGCCAAAAACCACCAAAGUCCAGUAAACACAGACACUGCCUGGCCAAAACAUGGUUGUGAAUUUCCUCUUAGUAUUCAAAUAGGCCUCGUAGUUACAUAGAAAUGCUCAUUUUUUUAUGAACCUACAAAAACAGGCUUGGUUUUUAGAAGGUUGAGUAGAUACACAGAAAUGUUCCCCGACUGAGGGGUGUCAGAGUCUUAGAUCGUCUCUUUCUCAGUUUUCAGGUUACAGACGACUCUAAAAUCAAGUCACACCUGCCCUUGGAUUCACCCUGUUCAUUAUGCUUCUGCUGCCCUUGCAUCAUUUCAGUAUCACAGCUUAUCCUCUAAGUGAACCCUCACCCUGAAAUUAUACAACUGAAGGAGUAUUCUUCCAGUUUACACGUACAUCCAAUCUCAUUGCUCGUUUAAAAUCGGACAAAACCUCCGUAAAUUGUCUAAAUAUGCUCUGAUAUUCAUGAUCAGUGCGUCACUAACAUGACCCCAUCUCAGGACACAAAGCUGACAGACUGGUUUAGAGUCGAUGCAGAGAGACGGGCACAGCUGGCGCACAUGUGAAUACCAGCUUCACUGGUUCCUUUUCAGCCACCAGAUUGAUUGUGACCCGAUACCUGACACUUGGUUAUCAACAUUUCUAAAGAUUGAUCGAUCAUGGUGAAUACUUGGUCACAACAUCCCCAGUCCGAGCAACUGGACAGGUUUUUAUUUGACUUAGUUUGAUGUGAAGCUCUACCAUGUUGCUUUUUUGUCGCAAGACUAGGUGGAGUCACAUGACAACACUGUGGUUUGUUUUUAAAGAGACAGUGCACAAACACGCGACAGAAUUAAAAGAUAUGUUACAUUUUUUUCACCUGUGAGAACCAUUAUCAACCAAAAACAAACAAAAAACGGUCUUUAUAUGAAACUGCCAGGGUCUUUUUUCUGUUCCGGAUGUGCACCUGAUGUGUUGCUAUUCCUAUAAAGUGAACAUGUUUAAAAUAAAAUCGUUAAAAAGUCACAGUCAGGUGAACGUUUCCGCUCUGUUCCGCGUAAAUCUGUCUCUCUCUUACUCUGGGCUUCAGUGUUUGACAUCUCUGUGUGUCUAUCCGUGCACGUACGUGUCUGAACAUGCAAAAGUCUGCAGAGCGUAAAACAAUCAGCACCCAGUCUGUCCAGCUUUCCUGUCACAGCUGAGUCACCCUUGUUUUCUUUCUGUGUUUCAGUCAGAGGAGCACGUGCCUGAGGUGGAGGAGGCCAUGUUGGCUCAGUGCACCGAGAGGCUGCAGCAGGAGGCCUGCAAGGAGCUUUUCAAGGACUGUACCAAGUGAGACCAGGAGCAGGAUUAAGCCGUGCAUGUUUACACUUAAUUAUCAGGGUUAGGUAGGAGGGUCAACAAUAUCAGAAUAUUGCAAAAAAUGUGUGUAAUUCAGCACAUUUUUGUCAUCAAGAGAUCCAGAGAAGCACAAGAAAUAAGAGAGUAAGCUAAGAUGGACUUGACAAAGUUUGACUUUUGCCAAAGUCUGCUCUAAAGAAGGGCAGGUACCACUUUGUAAGGAGAUGCUUUAUUAGUGGAGAGUUAGGGAGACACAUUUGUUCUGAACAGUGUGCACAAAGGGUGUCUGUGGGGUCUUGAAAAGUAUUCAUUGAUGCUGCAUUUAGGUUUUGCCUCGAGCGGUUGGCCUGGGCCGGCCUCCAGCCUGUGGCUCCUUUACCCCCAUUUAGGUCCCUGCACUUUCUCCCUGUUUCCUUCACUGCCCAUUGUCUACUCUUAAUAAAGGGGAAAAAAAAUAAAAUAAUGGAAUCAGAUAGCCAAAUUUAAAGCCAUUAAAAAGUAUUAAUUAACACUUUUAAUUUAUGAGAAUUUGUUAUGUUGAUAAAGUCUUUAAAAAGUUCUUUAAAAGUCUAAAAUUGAACAAAACUCCUGUAAGAUAUAUUCUAAUCCCUUAUCCCUAAUAGACAAAGCAGUUUAAUUAUGUGUCUCAGCCUCACAUCUGUACUAGGGCCCGAUCGAUUUAUCAACGGGCCGACUUAAUCGGCCAAUUUUAGCCAGUUUGAGACUAAUCGGUAAUCGGCCAAAACUCGCUGAUUUUCGCCAAUAUUUUCAGAAAAAAAAAUGCGGAGAAUAAGAUUCGGUUUCAUUUCGAAAAUGUUCCGCCAUUUGAAAAGAUCCCCUGACAUAUCCUGUAGAUGGUGCAGCGACCUCAUGACAGUCUGAAAACGCUGAGUUGAAAUCGCUUUUCUGGUCCAAACUGAUCAGUCGGUCUUCUUGUUGACGUGAAGAGCAGUAGCCUACAGUACAUCUACAGUAUAUAUAUAUAUAUCUACAGUAUAUCUACAGUAUAUAUAUCUACAUUAUAUCUACAGUAUCUACAGUAUAUAUAUAUAUAUCUACAGUAUAUCUACAGUAUAUAUAUCUACAGUAUAUCUACAGUAUAUAUAUAUAUAUAUAUAUAUAUCUACAGUAUAUAUAUACAGUAAAUCUACAGUAUAUAUAUAUAUAUCUACAGUAUAUCUACAGUAUAUAUACAGUAUCUACAGUAUAUAUAUAUAUUAUAUCUACAGUAUACAGGGUUUUUCCUGCGUUCAAAAUUGCGUGGCGGCCGCCUCCACCUAAUUUUGUGCCGCCCCCAGCCAGAGCGAUUGAUUUCGCUCAACACAGCGUAAAGCUCCAGCUGUGUUGAUUGAGUGUAUGAUGUCCCUCUGCAGCAGCAACGUAUUUUAACUGCAGUUGCAGCGUUGCGCCACUAUAAAGGCGCUAUAUCAACAGCAGUGCACCGGAAAGACCUGAAGCAUCUACCGAAGAAGAAACGGAUCGAAUCAUGUUUUUUCAAGUUUUUUUCCCGCUAGUUGGUGCUAUCGGCGACCUGAUUUUCCCCGGCGGCUGGUACAAACAGGUAAAUACUGCUUGUCUUUUUUGCAUCCAAGCAUGACGUGUUUAUUAAAAAAAAAGUUUCCUCCGUUUUUUUAGCGUUGCAGAUAUGACAGGCAAAAUCAGCCAGUACUUUAAAAAGCGACCUCGCAAGGAGGAAAGUCAAGAGUCCAGGUGAAACACAGCAGAGAAAAAACGUAACAGGCAGUUAAAAUGCUAUAACUCAUGGUGGGGACAACGUGGAAAUUUGUGUCAGGUCUGAAAGUACUUCACAAGGGACUGGUGAUCGCGAGGGUCAGAAUGCAGGACAGGACGAGUCGGCGAGGUGAGGGUAAUUAAUUAAUUAGUUUCCAAUUAGGAGCAUAACAACGCAAAACCAACGUGUACGUGGUUUUUAUUUCUCUUUCUAGAUCUUCUCAAAAACACAGAGCCAGUGGCUUUGACAAGCAGUGGCUUUGACAAGCAGUGGCUCAAUCAAUUUACCUGGCUCAGGCAUACUGAGGAAGGCAUGCACUGCUAUUUAUGCCAAAAGCACUGUGCCCCAACACAGCAGGCAAUUGCUGCCUCCUUAGUGAGACAGCCAUCAACCAACUACAGGCUGGACACAUUAAAAAGACAUGAGGUGACAGCCGUUCACAAAGCAGCAGAAGAGAAGGAGAAGUAUAUUAAAGAUUGUAGUACCUAAAAACACUCAACUAAUAAAGUUACAAAAACUAAAAUAACAUAGUUUAGAUAGUUUAAGAAAUAAUUGGUUGUCGUUUUUUUAGGGAGGACACUGCAACGUAUACAUAUAUAUAAUAUAUGAUUAAAACACUAUCACUCUUCAUGUCUGUAUCAGAAUAAAAACAAAAAUACUUAAUGCAUGAUGGAUUGUUUUGUUUAAGGUGAAGACACCUCUGUGGAACAGACUGAAGGAAAGGCACUUGGAUGUCUGUUGUAAGGUGGCCGUUGAUGGACCAGACCAGGAGGCCUUGGACUACAAGGAGUGCAUGAGGAGGUUCUACAGAAUGAAAAAGAGGAGGCUGAAAUGUUCUGUCUGGUUGUGAGAUGUGUGGAUGAAGUGUACUUUCAAUUUAAAGUUGCCAGCUGAUUUGUGUAUGUAUAUAGUUUUAAUAAAUGAAUGCUUUAACAUGAUAAUGGUCACACUCUUUUUUGAACUCUUAACUUAAAGUAUGUUGCCUGUAAAAGAAAAUGAGUCAGUUGAAUUUACAAAUACAUGCACGUCAUGGCGCAUGGUCAGGAUGGUGCCACCUCUGCCUCAAUUUGAGCCAGGAAAAACCCUGGUAUAUCUACAGUAUAUAUAUAUAUCUACAGUAUAUCUACAGUAUAUAUAUCUACAGUAUAUCUACAGUAUAUAUAUAUAUAUAUAUCUACAGUAUAUCUACAGUAUAUAUAUACAGUAAAUCUACAGUAUAUAUAUAUAUAUACAGUAUAUCUACAGUAUAUAUAUAUAUCUACAGUAUAUAUAUCUACAGUAUAUAUACAGUAAAUCUACAGUAUAUAUAUCUACAGUAUAUCUACAGUAUAUAUGUAUAUCUACAGUAUAUAUAUCUACAGUAUAUAUACAGUAAAUCUACAGUAUAUAUAUCUACAGUAUAUCUACAGUAUAUAUAUCUACAUUAUAUCUACAGUAUCUACAGUAUAUCUACAGUAAAUAUAUCUACAGUAUAUCUACAGUAUAUAUAUAUCUACAGUAUAUCUACAGUAUAUAUAUCUACAGUAUAUAUAUAUAUAUAUAUAUCUACAGUAUAUCUACAGUAUAUAUAUAUAUAUAUAUAUAUAUCUACAGUAUAUCUACAGUAUAUAUAUACAGUAAAUCUACAGUAUAUAUAUAUAUACAGUAUAUCUACAGUAUAUAUAUAUAUCUACAGUAUAUAUAUCUACAGUAUAUCUACAGUAUAUCUACAGUAUAUAUAUCUACAGUAUAUCUUCAGUAUAUCUACAGUAUAUCUACAGUAUAUAUGUAUUUUGUAGAACUUCAUAAAAAGUUUAAAAACCGGCAGAUUAAUCUGUAAUCAGAUUUUUUUCCCCCUUAAUAAUCGGUAUCGGCCCGAAAAAAUCCAUAUCCGUUGGGCCCUAAUCUGUACAUCAUCAAACAUGUGGCUGAUGGUCUCGUUUGCUUUUGUUUAUCAUAAAAGGCAUCAACAUGAAUUUUAGUGAGAUUUUAAACUUUAAAUCAAUGAUCCUAAAACUUAUUUGUAACUUUACAAAUUUAAACCCCCCUAAAGUAACAAAGUAGGGCCCUGAAUUUGACGUUCUUGUUCUGUGAAUAACCUGCAGAUGCUGUUUGUUGUUUGUCCCAGAUUGAUCCACGACUUCCUUAGCAUGGCGCCGUUUGCAGACUACCUCGACAGCAUGUACUACAACAGGUUCCUCCAGUGGAAGUGGCUGGAGAGGUAAAGUGAACCCUCCUUUCUCGUCUUAACUUCCUGCAGCCGCCUUCUUCCUCUUGCAGAGCACUCAGAGCUCAUUUAGACUCCACAUCAGCUUUAAAAUCUUCCUUAGUGCCCGUCAGGACACGCUCAGAGUUGCCUCACUCCCUUCUCUCCUGGUGUCCUCAUGUCCUCGGGUUAGUGGGAGCUAAACUACGCAAUCCCUGAACUUCUGUGUGAUAUCAGUGUUACAUAUGUCAUCAUUAUUUUUUGAUAUUGCACAAUGGGAAAGUUUGACGCUGAGAUGACUCUCAGAACAGGUUUUUGUUUUGCAGCCUGAAAAGUUAGACGGGAGUGAUUCUGACUGAAUUCAUCGUCGCAGGAGGAAUAAAUCUCACCUCACAGGAAAGGAGUGUUUGGAGAUUUUUCAGGUUUAUUUACAGACAGAGACAGUUCUGGUGGGUCUGCGUCUUGUCACAGAUCUCUGACAGCCCCCAGACUUGGCUGUAAAAACCUUAGAGCCUAUGUAAACACGCCGUCUAUCCCAUCCUUCACACUCUCGCUCUCUACAAAACAGCUGAUCCAGCCCAUGUUUUGUGACGUGAAUGCAAAUACAAAUCUGUGAGGUGAGAAAAGCAAGAUAAACUUCUUCCCUGGAAGGCACCUGCGUGGUUUUGUUAGCUUAAGAAGAUAAAGAAACACACUGAAUGAUGGGAAAACACACCUGCUUUACCACCUUUAACUUCCUCUCUCUCAUUCUAAGAAAAAGUCGACCAUUUUAGAUCAUCGUUGAGCAUAAAAAAUGGUCGUUUUGGGAGUUUUUCCAACCAUGUAAAACUUUUCACACUCACGCAGAGAUAAUAAGCGCUCAAACUUUUUCAAAAUAAGUUUCUUUUUGUGUCCAACAGGCAACCGGUGACGAAAAAUACGUUCCGGCAGUACAGAGUUUUAGGAAAAGGAGGCUUUGGAGAGGUGAGUGCUUCAUUUCCCAUCAACAGAACAAAGAGACGAUCUGAGAGGGAAGAAAAUCAACUUAGAAGAUUAAAAGGAUAUUUCAGUCUGCCAACAUCAGACUUUCUAGGUUUAUACUUAUGGGAAUUUGUAAAAAUCAAUUAAGAUUUCAACAACAAGAAAAACCACAACAAAGUAUUACAGGAGAUAAAAGUCAGUAUCUUAAAAAAUGACUGUGAAGUUGUUAUAGUUUACGAAUAAGGUUGUAUAUUUAUAAGAACAUAUUCAUGAUUGUAGGCUGUCAAGAGCAUCAUGGAUAUACUGAGGGAUACGGAGCAUCUUAUGAAGUAAAACUGUGAACUUAAUUUCUCAGUGUAACAACACCACAGUGUCAUCAGACUCAGGAUUGUGAAUGCGUUGUGCAAGAAACUGAGUUCGUUAUGACAACAGGCAGCCUGUCCUCACUUCUGCAAUCGCUGUUUGACCUCAGCUGUGGAGUUGAACCUCACAGAUGAUCCUUGUUUUAAUACUAACAACUGGCUCCUUCUCUCAUAUCCACCUUUAUGUUACUUUAGCCUGUAAAGAGAUUAAAUACAGCCUUUAAUUAGUCCUUGUAAUACUACAACUUUAUUUUCUUACGACUUCAUCCUGAUAUUCCUUCUUGAUUUUCUUGUUUUAUUUAUGACUUUUUUUUACAUACAAAAAAUUAGUUUUCACUUCUUAUGAUAACUUAACUUUUAACCCUACAUUUUCCCCUCCUGUGGCCCUAUCCUCUGUCUCUGUCCAUGGGCGCCCUUAAACCUCGAGGUCAACAGCUCCCUCAAUGCCGUGUUGAAUUCUGAUAACUCUGAACAGAUCGUUUCAUCUUCAUCACCUCCUCACAGUUUUCUGUUUUCCCUGCAGGUGUGCGCGUGUCAGGUACGAGCCACAGGGAAGAUGUACGCUUGUAAGAAACUGGAGAAGAAGAGGAUAAAGAAGAGGAAAGGCGAGUCCAUGGCGCUGAAUGAGAAACAGAUCCUGGAGAAAGUCAACAGCAGAUUUGUCGUAAGAAUUCCACCCAGAAGAAUUUAUUUUCACUUUUCUUUGUGAAGUAUAAAGCGGCUGACCCUCCCGUGUCUGCAGGUCAGCUUAGCGUACGCUUAUGAGACGAAGGAUGCUCUGUGUCUGGUGUUGACGCUGAUGAACGGAGGAGACCUGAAGUUUCACAUCUAUCACAUGGGAGAGGCGGGUUUCAACGAGACCAGAGCCGUGUUUUACUCUGCAGAGAUCUGCUGCGGGCUGGAAGACCUGCACCGAGAACGCAUCGUCUACAGGUCAGAAACUUCAAAGAAAACUUUGUAUUGUGUUUUUUUUUAAAUUUUAUUUUUAAUUUAUCAAAUUGACUUUUUAAUGUCUUCUUCUGCCUCACAGGGACCUGAAACCUGAAAACAUCCUGCUGGAUGACCACGGUGAGCAGAGCUUUGUGUUUGACAGCUUUCUCUGCCAGUAGUUUCUGUUUUCAACCACCAGAGGGCGCUCCAACUCUGACUUUGACACUACAGUACGACAGAGAAUAGAAAUAAACUUGAACAUUGGAAUGAAUUGCUUCAUUUAAAGAAAGAUAUGUGAGACAGCAUAACUUGAGCAUGAUCUAACAGACAUUCAUGUAUAUUUACUCAGCUUUGUUUAAACCUGGACCCAUUUCUCCAUAUUUAUGAAAAGCAGAAUAACCCUUUAAACUUCCUAUUCAAAGAUUUCUUAAAUUUGUCUUUUUUUGUCUCCAGGCCACAUCAGGAUAUCAGAUCUGGGUUUAGCGGUUCAUGUUCCAGAGGGACAGACUAUCAAGGGACGGGUGGGAACUGUGGGAUACAUGGGUAAGUGACCUCUGACCCCUCUGUGUACUUUUACUGGGAAAAUCCAGAUACUUUUACUUCUUUCUGAGGAACUGGGAUAUGUCUGUGGUGACAUCAUUUGGGAAUUCCUGAUGGUAGUUUGAUUGUUUGAUUCUACUGCUGAUGCCGCUUUCAUUUCAUCGUCUUUCGUUUUCGCAGCUCCAGAGGUGGUACAGAACGAGCGGUACACAUUCAGCCCAGAUUGGUGGGCUCUGGGCUGCCUGCUGUACGAGAUGAUCGAGGGUCAGUCGCCUUUCCAGCAGAGGAAGAAGAAGAUCAAGAGGGAGGAGGUGGAGCGGCUGGUGAAGGAAGUGCAGGAGGAAUAUUCCAGCAAGUUCUCUGAGGACGCCAAGUCUAUCUGUAAAAUGGUGAGUGGAUGAUUAAGACGCUGGACCUGAAGUCCUUCUGACCUGCUGAUUCUCAAGACUGAGCUUGUUGUUUCUGUUUUCUCACUCUGCAGCUUUUGGCCAAAGACCCCUCUGAGCGUCUGGGCUGCCUGGGUGAAGGAGCCUCAGAGGUCAAAGCUCAUCCCAUCUUCAAAUGCAUCAACUUCAAACGACUGGAGGCAGGCAUGCUGCAGGCGCCUUUCAUUCCUGAUGUAAUUGAAUCUCAUGCAUCGCACCCUUCAUGAAAGUCAUCUGAAACUUUAAAACUUGUAGUUUGACUAAAGAGCGAGGAAACGUCACUUUAGAGAACUGUGACGCAGGGAAUGAGUCAGCACAGGGCGAUUAACUCCAAGAGUACAGAUGUUUCCAAACUGCAGGAACUUUGUCACAGCUCUAAGAACUGUCGUCAGGCUUCCCCCUUUAUUCUGCAAAAACUAUGAACAGUUUUAGUUCCUAGAAACCCACUUCAGAGGAACCUUUAGGCCUCUACUCCAGAGUAGGUACUCUCCCAGCACAAGAGGGACUUUGAGUGACAUGGUGAUCGGUUCAUAAGUCAGUUAAUGUUGAAUGGUUGAAAACAAAAGCUGGUUCAGUUCCACAAAAUGUUGUCUCUGUAAACUCAGAAACAGUCGGUAAAGCUCCUAGAUUUGUUAGAAAGGACCACAAUGGACCAAGAAUGGAGUCCAGGCUUUGCUAAUACAGGGCUUGGUAUCCAUCACACAGUAAAGUAGACCCUCUCCUCUCAGACUCUGCCCUCCUCCUACAAACAGCCUCUGUGUCCAAGCAUCCAUAAAGAUAGAUAUACUCAUGUACUCAUUUGUGUGUUUCAGCCUCAGGCGAUCUACUGUAAAGACGUUUUGGACAUCGAGCAGUUCUCCACCGUUAAAGGAGUGGAGCUGGAGCCAAAAGACGAGUCUUUCUACAGCAAAGUGUCCACAGGCAGCGUCUCCAUCCCCUGGCAGAACGAGGUGACGUGAACAAACACAUUUCCUCUCUGUGUUUAUGUGCAGAGUUGAGAGGUUAAAUGUUCGCUCUUUUCUCCUGCAGAUGAUUGAGACGGAGUGUUUUGCAGAGUUGAAUGUUUUCCAUCCGGACGGGACGGUUCCUCCUGACCUGGACUGGAGAGGACAGCCAUCUCCUCCGCCCAAACAGGGACUCCUGCAGCGGCUUUUUGGACGACAGGUCAGUGAACACACCGUAUGAAACAUUGCUGCAGUAAACGUGUACGUUAAAAGGAGAGCUGUUGUUGUUGCCUGAUCACCUGCUGUGCGGACUUGUGCUCCUCUGUCAUUAAGUGUUUGAGCGCAGCGGUGAGCUCUGGCUGCAGAACAUCAACCUGACUCUUAAGAAACACACAUGACUCAUUAUUGUUCCCCUGUGUUCUACAUGUGCUGGUAAAUAAAGGAAUCUAAAACUAUGACGAGUCCAAACAUGAAACUGGAAAACAAGGAAACCCUCCAAAUGUAAGACCUGUCGUGACUGAGUGAACUUUUUGAGGCCCUUAAUGUUAACACUUAGAACUCCGCUGGAUCGCCAGUGAUCCCACGUGACACCAUUAAUAUUGUUUACAGUAUCUCUAUGGGAUGAAAAGUGGUCAAAAGUUUACUCUUUUGGCGAUCUAUCGAGGGUUUCCAGGCAACUCUACACCUGCCACAAGGUUUACAAUCCAGCCACAAAAAUAGGUGUUUGAUCAGAGACGUUUGAUGGUAAAUCCGCAGUGAUAUACCGGUGAAAACACGAUUAUUUAUCAUCUUGUUUUGAUAAAAAAAUGAUUGCUAUCGCUAAAUGCCGCUAAUGUAUUCUGGAUUUGACAAGUUGUUUUGAUGACGUCUUUUUCUGUCAGACUUUUGACCAAUUACAUGGUCUCAUAUUCUUCUUCUAUUGUUCUCCUUGACGGUAGUGUCCAAUAAGAGGCAACCAACGAUCAACAAAGACAAGAAAGUUCCCUGCUUGUCUGUAAAAUAAGAACUAAUGGUCAAUGCUUGGAAACAAUCAAAGAAGAGAUUCUGAGCAGUAUGAUGUGGUCCUCUGUCUCAUCCCAGACAGGAACUUCAAGGAGUGGCAUAAAUAACUGUAAAUAGCAAAAAACACCUGGAAGAAUGAGUGUAAAUAUGUCAAUAGUUUCUGUUGUGUGUUUGUUUCAAUACCAAUAUUUCUUCUCCUGAUAGCCAAGACUUGAGAGAAUGAUGUUCAGGUGAGAAAAGGCUUGGUCGCUGUAGAUUUAUGUGUUUUUUGUGCAGAGUACUGUUGGGAUCAAUUUCUAUUUUUGUUUUUUGGUUGAGUUUGAUGGUUCUGAAUCUACUGUCACUUUAAUUUUACAUAGUUUUUGCACCCAUCAACUGAUAGCUGAGGUUGUCCUGAAAGAAAGAUGUAUAUAUUUGUUGUGCUUGAAAGGAUAAAGUUAUUACAUAGAUUUUUACAUUAAAAAAAAAAUAAAAAAAGGCAGACCAAAAGCAGCAAAACGUAGCCGGGAGUUCUAAGGGUGAAGGACUUUUAACGAGGCCCACUGUCCUGCAUGUUUUGGAUGUUUCCCUGCUCCAACACACCUGAUUUAAAUGAUCAGCUCGUUAUCAAGCUCUGGGCUCAAUAACGAGCUGAUCAUUUGAAUCAGGUGUGUUGGAGCAGGGAAACAUCCAAAACAUGCAGGACGGUGGGCCUGGAGGACUGGACUUGAGAACCACUGACCUAAACCACUUUGGUGUUACAGUGAGGCCCGGUGGGGUGCAAAAACAAUCUUCAGAGAGAACAGAUAACUCAUGGAUAAACAUUUACAGGAAUGAACUUUGACCCCUGUUUAGAUUACUGUAACCAUCCGGCCAUAUUUGCACUUUUGAUUCUGAAUCAAAUCUUUUGCUUCUGCUGGCACUGUAAUACCAUGAUGACCAUGUGCUCUGUCUCCCUCUGCAGGACUGCUGUGGUAACUGCAGCGACAGUGACGAGGAGCCCACCAGGCUGUGACGCACGUGCACACACACACAUACAUACAUACACACUCACACACACAGGAUCUUAUUUGUUUACAACUUUUGCACAUUUGUAUUUUUAAGAUAGUCCUAUCUCUAAAUGUCAGAAUGUAUAUUUUCAGCAUAGCCAUAAUAAUGUUUAAUGUUAUUUAAAAAGUGUGAAAUACAAAAAUGAGAAAAGCGGGAGCUCAAAGAAGACCAAUAGUUUUUUUUUUUUUUAACUUUUACAUCCAGGGAAGUUUUUUUUUUUUUUUCUCUCUUUCACAUUCCUCCUCUCACACUCGUCCGUGUUUCUGACGCCGAGCUGCCGCGGCUCCUCGGGGAACAAUUGCCUGCUGUAGAAGUGCCUUGCUGGAGGGCACCGUGGCAGUGGUUACUAAAGGGAGGACUGAGCAUCCCUCUUGUCUCUUUACUUUGUCCAGGGAAUUGAACCAGUGACUUUCAGCUCAUGAACUGUGACCACUUUCCCUCCUCCGCCCUCCAUCCUGCUGUGACAAACCUCAGCCUUUUUUUUUGUUUUUCUUUUAUUUAAGUCUUUUAAUAAAAGUGUGAUUUUUAUUUUGGCUCGGAUUUUAUGGCUUUGGAUGACGUUUUCUGUGUCUGCAGAUAUUUUUAUAUCCACUGUGUUUUUAGUUUUCCAUGUAAAGUUUGGAUUUCUUCAGACAAUCAGCUCAUCAUGUCGGCCCAGCUUCAGUUACUCUCGUCAGUUUGGAAGAUUGAAGAUUAAAUUCACUGACAAAUAUGACCUUACAAGUUAUUUUUUUAUAUGUUUCUGCCUUUUUCUUAAUGAGGGAAAAUGUGAAGUAAACGGGUGUUGAUGCAAAUUAGAAACCCAUCCAUCCAUAAUGCAUGGUCCCAUUUACUGCCGAGCUGCCAACGUGUUUAUUGACUCAAAAUUAUUCAUACAACUUAAAAAUUAGUCUCUCUUUGUUCACAAUCUGCAACACACAGAAGAAUAUGAUUAAGAUGAGAGAAAAUGCUCUUUUUUUCAUGAUGCACUUCAAUAUUAAGUCGACAUGUUGAGAUUUGAAAAGUUGAAAUUUGAUUUAAGAGCGAGUACAACACAAGCAAAGAUUUAGACUAAAGGAAACAACAUUAGUGAUCCCCACAACAGGCCAACAGUUUUUUUACAAAGAGCGUCUCAGAAAUAGAAGGGGACUUUUCAGAUCGUUUGUUUCUUUCUUCCACCGGAGACAACAGAAGAGAGGAGUCUGGCUGAACCUUCACAUAGUCGGAGAACAACGGAACGACCGUUUCCUGUUUUGACCCGGUGACUCAAAGUUCGACCAUGAUGAAACAAGCACUCCUGAGCUGUCACAAGAUUCUGUAAUGAUUGAGGGACUGGGAUAUAAAUGCUUUUCAGUGGUAAGACCCAAUAAUGUAGUUUUAGAUGUUUUUUUUGUAUUUAUUUUGCAGCCCCUGUUCCAUAAAUAAAGACAGAAAUGACAGAGUUUAAAAUACUACAACCAUAAAGACACGCACUUGGAUCAGAGCGCGUUAUAAACUGUAGGAUGUGAAGGAUGAUGUGUUGUUGAUGAAUCCUUCUUGACUGUAUCAUGUGCUGUGUUGUUAUAGUCUAUCAUAGCUUUUUUGACGUGCUAAUGAGUGGGUCUGUCAAUCAUUAUAGUUAGACUUUGUUUUAAUGGGUGUAGUAGGCUACUGAGUUACAGUAAACAGACAUCCACCGUAGAAGCACCACUGACCAUCUUUUUAGACUCUGGUCUGUUGAACAAAGCGAUCAACUCAGCACUACAGCAGCGUAUUGAAAACAUGAUGCAUCAUGAUAGUUAUGACCCAGAAACGGGAAAAGUACGUCUCCCUUUAGCGACAGAUGAUAUUUUUUCUCCAAACUGAAUUACAGCCUUUCUUAAAAAACAGAUUUUGACCUUUUCUCCAAAUUGCAUCUUAACCUUUUAACCUCAAAAUUGAAUCUCAACUUUUUUUUUUUGUCUGAAAAAUGUGACAUUUCUCACAAAGUGCAUUAUGAAAAAAAAAAAUCAGUUCUUGGCUCUUGAACUUUCUCACAGAAAAACUUUCAAGGCGAAGAUUUCUGCAAGUCUUCCUGAGCAUGAAACUAAAUAAUCCAAGGUAAUAUGUUAGCCUUCUUAUUUCUUCUGUUACACGGAUUACAGGACAGGAUGUUGGUCCAACAGAGAUGGUUGUUGUACAGAAGCUCCUGAAGCUGCUUUCACAUCUGUAUUUAAUUACUGACAUCAACUCCUGACUCCCAAAGAAGACAAAAAUAUUUGCCACAGUAUCAACAGGCAGAAGACAAAUGCGCCAGACUACAGCAUGUUUAUAUUUUAGGAUGAGUAAUCAGCCUUUAAUUUAACAUCCAUAAAUGUCUUGCUGAAGGACACAAAGAACUGGGACUUGAAAUCAACAACAAUACAACUUUAUUCAGCAACUUUUUUACUGUAUGUAUCCAGAAGUGUUUUGGACAUCUGAUUUUGAUGAAUUUCUGAUCCUAAGAAUAAGUUACAAACACUCAAAAGUAUUUUCAAAUAUAAUUUGGUUUGUUAAAGUUUGUUCAUGGAUCUCUCAGAGUUUCUCAAGUCUUUAUUUGCUUCUGGUUUUAGUUUGCUGCAUCCCCUGGGCGCUAAAGAACAAAGUCAUGUUGGAGAGGAGACAAGAGUAACUGAAGUUUUUGGUCGAGUCUUUUGUCAAUCAUUGAAAUGGCUCAGCUGGUUCUGUUGCUGUCUAUGGCUUCAUGACAGAAAAAAAAAUCGCCUCAGACUUUGAGCUUCUAAAAUAAAACACCUCCAAAUCCACGAGUGGAGUCGUUUUAUUCCACCGUUAUUUGAGGAGAUAUUCAGAUAUUCGUGAUACCAGAUACGCUGAUACUUUCAAACUGUCAUACUGAUACAUCCUCACCUACUCUUUGUAUGCAUCACUUUGUUAAAUUCAUAAUUUAAUAUGCUACUUAAGUAUUAUUAUAUUGGUAGAAACGUUAAUAUCUGCUGAUACUGAUAUCAUGCCGGUAAUGUUGUGCAUCCCUACUUUUUAGUCAAGUGCCAAACAGGUAAAAUCAGCUGUAAUACAAACCAUGCAGAAUAAGUGACUGAUUUUAUUGCAGGACUUUUUACCUGAUGUAGGCUGCGACUAGAAGUCUGCAGGUUUGGGAUUAUUGAAAACCAGAUGGACUGCUGCAGGUUUGACUGUGCACAUUGGGAGGCCAGACCAAGCAACCCUUGAGAACCACUGUACAGUCUGAAAACAACAGGAUGACUGUUGUGCUGUUAUCGGUUCCUGUCACACAAACUGAGGACACAAGUUUG